Messenger RNA from Hordeum vulgare subsp. vulgare (domesticated barley), 915 nucleotides. Its product is annotated as putative xyloglucan endotransglucosylase/hydrolase protein 1. Gene Ontology annotation, cellular component: cell wall; apoplast. Gene Ontology annotation, molecular function: hydrolase activity, hydrolyzing O-glycosyl compounds; xyloglucan:xyloglucosyl transferase activity. The coding region runs from base 1 to 915 and encodes 304 amino acids. Gene Ontology annotation, biological process: glucan metabolic process. The record is from RefSeq and is a predicted model, not a curated record. NCBI's taxonomy places the organism in Eukaryota, Viridiplantae, Streptophyta, Magnoliopsida, Poales, Poaceae. The transcript is spliced from 3 exons.
AUGGCGUCGCCCGUGGUGGUGGAUGGCCUUGCUGCUUGUGCCACUCACCGUCACUGCUGCUUGCAGCCGCUGCUACCCGCUGUUUCUUUUCGCACUAUCGUGUUGCUGCUUGCAUCGCCCGUCGCUGCCACGCCGCUCAUUGCGCCGCCUGCCACCGCUGCUCCUUGCGCCACAUUAUCGUGUUGCUGUUGCCGCCGCCACGCUUCCAUCCUGCUGCUGCUACCACGCUGCCGUGUUGUUGCUUGCCGUGUGGGCGAGUGGAGGCCUCGUGGAGAGAGAGAGGAAGGAACUAGCGACGUGGGGCUUCUCUCCGGCGGUGGAAGGCAGGGCUACACGCAGACUCUCACGACGGAACCCGAGUACGGUGACCACGACGAGGUGGAUUUCGAGUUCUUGGGUAACGUGGAGGGCAAGCCGGUCGCUCUCCAGACCAACAUCUUCCUGAACGGCAAAGGCGAGAGGGAGCAGAAGUUCGACCUUUGGUUCGACCCAGGAGCCGAUUUCCAUGACUACAAGAUACUCUGGAACCCCUACCAGCUCGUGAUGUUCGUCGAUGACACGCCCAUACGGGUGCUGAAGAACCUCACGCCCGGCCAGUUCCUGACGAGGCCGAUGAAGAUCCGAGGGAGCCUCUGGGACGGCUCCGGUUGGGCGACGGACAACGGCAAAUACAGGGUCGACUGGAACCGUGCGCCGUUCACCGCCGUGUUACAGGGUUUCGACGUCUACGGCUGCCCUGCCACCGAAGGCGCGCCGUGUGGCUCGCUGAGCCAGUCGUGGAACACGAUCCGGAGCCUGACGCCCGCGCAGGAGGCCGCGUACAAGAACGCCAAGAGCAAGUACAUGACCUACGACUACUGUGCCGAUAUGUCUAGGCCGAGCUUCCAUCUACCGGGGGAGUGCGGCAAUAACUAA